Molecule: messenger RNA, 2336 nt
Organism: Cervus elaphus (red deer)
Lineage: Eukaryota; Metazoa; Chordata; Mammalia; Artiodactyla; Cervidae
Gene: NDOR1
Product: NADPH dependent diflavin oxidoreductase 1
Exons: 13
Coding region: 93-2135 (680 amino acids)
Cellular component (GO): cytosol
Molecular function (GO): FMN binding; NADPH-hemoprotein reductase activity; flavin adenine dinucleotide binding
Source: RefSeq, a predicted model, not a curated record
AAGUCGGAAGUCGGAGCCGGUCGCAGCGGCGACGGGCUCGUGGCGAGUGCUGCGGGUCACGUCAGGAGUUUGGGGUUCCCCGGGGUCAGCCCAUGCCGAGCUCACGGCUCCUGGUGCUCUUCGGCAGCCAAACGGGCACAGCCCAGGAUGUGUCGGAGAGGCUGGGCCGCGAGGCCCGGCGCCGGCAGUUGAACUGCCGGGUGCAAGCCCUGGACUCCUACCCGGUGGUGAAUCUGAUUAAUGAGCCCCUGGUGAUAUUUGUUUGUGCAACUACAGGCCAAGGAGACCCCCCGGACAACAUGAAGAGUUUCUGGAGGUUCAUCUUCCGGAGGAGCCUGCCGUCCACUGCCCUCUGUCAGAUGGACUUUGCUGUCCUGGGUCUCGGGGACUCGUCUUACACCAAGUUCAACUUCGUGGCCAAGAAGCUGCACCGCCGGCUGCUGCAGCUCGGGGGCAGCGCCCUUCUGCCCGUGUGCCUGGGCGAUGACCAGCACGAGCUGGGCCCCGAUGCCGCCGUCGACCCCUGGCUGCAGGAUCUGUGGGAGAAGGUGCUGGGGCCGCACUCUGUGCCUCUGAACCUCGACCUGAGCCCUCCUGGAGUCCCUUGGCCCUCCAAGUUCACCCUGCAGUUCCUCAAGGACACCCCCAGCUCGGGCCCUGAGGAGCUGUGUGUGGCCGGAACAGACCCUCAGGGACCCCCUUCAGAGCUGCAGCCGUUCCUGGCACCCAUGGUCAGCAAUCGGAGGGUCACGGGGCCCUCGCACUUCCAGGACGUGCGGCUGAUUGAGUUCGACAUCUCAGACUCUGGGAUCAGGUGCGGGCCAGCCCCGGGGCCCCGCGGAGUCAGGGCUGCACGAGGGAGCCACGGUCCGGGGUUGAGCCGCUCCUCUCCCAACGCGGGUGCGUGUCGGCCGAGAGCAGAGACGACAGCUGGGGAGGUGGGACCCACCCGUCCAGGGGCCCCCUGGCCCCCCGCCUCCUUCCUCUGCGGUUUCCCGGAGCCCCAGCGUCCUCCCCCCGCAGGCGGGCCCCUCCCCAGGCCCUGGCUGUCCUUUCCCCACAGCUUUGCAGCCGGAGACGUGGUGCUGAUCCAGCCCGAGAACACAGCCAGCCACGUCCAGCAGUUCUGCCAGGCGCUGGGCCUGGACCCCGAGCAGCACUUCACGCUGCAGCCCCGGGAGCCGGGUGUCGCCUGCCCCGCGCGGUUGCCACAGCCCUGCUCCAUGCGGCGCUUCGUGUCCCAGUACCUGGACAUCGCCAGUGUCCCCCGCCGCUCCUUCUUUGAACUCCUGGCCUGUCUUUCACCCCACGAGCUGGAGCGGGAGAAGCUGCGGGAGUUUGGCUCCGCACGGGGCCAGGAGGAGCUGUGCGAGUACUGCACCCGACCCCGCAGGACGGCCCUGGAGGUGUUGUGCGACUUCCCCCACACGGCUGCUGCCGUCCCCCCAGACUACCUGCUGGACCUGGUGCCCCUGAUCCGGCCUCGGGCCUUCUCCAUCGCCUCCUCUCUGCGGGCCCACCCCUUGCGGCUGCAGAUCUUGGUGGCCGUGGUGCAGUACCAGACCCGCCUCCGGGAGCCCCGCCGUGGCCUCUGCUCCAGCUGGCUGGCGUCCUUGGACCCUGCGCAAGGACCUGUCCGGGUGCCCCUGUGGGUGCGGUCUGGGGGCCUGACGUUCCCAAAGAUGCCAGACGUACCUGUGAUCAUGGUGGGGCCCGGCACCGGCGUAGCCCCCUUCCGAGCAGCCAUCCAGGAGCGAGUGGCCCAGGGAGAGACCGGAAACGUGCUGUUCUUCGGCUGCCGCCGGCAGGACCAGGACUUCUACUGGGAGGCUGAGUGGAAGCAGCUGCAGGCGAGGGGCUGCCUGACUCUGGUCACGGCCUUCUCCAGAGAGCAGGAGCAGAAGGUGUACGUGCAGCACCGGCUCCGGGCGUUCGGGCCGCUGGUGUGGGAGCUGCUGGAGGGUCGGGGCGCCCACUUCUACCUGGCAGGCAACGCCAAGUACAUGCCGGCCGAUGUGUCCAACACCCUGCUGUCCAUCUUCCGGGAGGAGGGCGGGCUCUCUGGCCCCGAUGCGGCCGCCUACCUCGCCCGGCUGCAGCGGACACUGCGUUUCCAGACUGAGACGUGGGCCUGAAGGGCCAUCCUACUGUUGGCCACAGCCACCCUGCCCGACGCUCUCUGGGGGCUAUUGUUGGCUCUCGCCCUGUCUGCUCCCAGCUGGGAGGGUGGUCAGCUCUCCUGCACAGACUUCAGCAGUAGGAGGAGGCCCUGGGCAGCACACACCUGCCCGCCCAGUUCCAGGAAAGCCUCAGCAAUAAACGCCAGGCUCUUGGUG